AAGGGGCCUUCGGUGAUCAGUCAUUCACUUUAUUAUGAGAUACAUGGAACUGGGCCUGAAAAGCUGGUAUUUAUCAUGGGGCUGAAUAACACCACGUUUGCAUGGAGAGGUCAAGUGCGACACUUUGGGAAGCACGAAAAAUAUUCGGUCCUCGCCUUCGACAAUCGUGGAGUUGGGAACAGUGACACCCCGAGUGGUCCAUACUCCACGAGUACUAUGGCGGAAGAUGUAAUUACGUUGCUGGAUUAUGUCGGAUGGAAGGGUAGGCGUCAACUGCAUGUCAUUGGUAUCUCCAUGGGCGGGAUGAUUGCAAUGGAACUUGCGACUAGGAUUCCCGACCGUAUCGCUACGUUGGGGUUAAUAUCGACAAAGUCCGGCCCAAGGGGUCUUGGCUCAUUUCCCUCUUACAAAGGCUUGUCUAACCUCUUGAGAUCUUUGGGGACGAGGGACCCGAAGAAAAAGAUCCCUUAUGCUAUCGAAAUGCUCUACCCUCCGGAAUACCUCGAGUCCCCCGUCCCUGGUGACCCGGACGGAAAGACGGGUUGGGAAGUCCAGAAAACAAAUUUCCUCACUCGUAUGGAAGUCUCCCGUCCUCAACAGCUCAUCGGAGCCCUGUCUCAACUAGCCGCCACAGUAACGCAUAACGUAUCUCCAGAACGUCUUGCCUCUAUCGCAAAAUCUAUUCCAAAGAUUUUGAUCCUAACAGGAGACUCGGACAAGGUUGUCGAUCCGCGCAAUUCAUACUUGAUAAAUGAGGAUAUGAGGGAAGGUAGUGUAGAGUUCGUGGUGUGGGAGAAGACUGGCCAUGCGCCGAAUGGGCAAUGGCCUCAGAGGUUUAAUGAACUCAUCGAGAGAGUGUGUGCGGACGGGAGGGAAAAGUCCAGCCCAGUUUCUUCGUAAGCGUCGAUAAAAACGCCGGAAGUCGUCCCCCUCU
This is a messenger RNA of Cantharellus anzutake, 934 nucleotides long. Its product is annotated as alpha/beta-hydrolase. The record is from RefSeq and is a predicted model, not a curated record. Lineage: Eukaryota; Fungi; Basidiomycota; Agaricomycetes; Cantharellales; Hydnaceae. The transcript has 8 exons. Bases 76 to 900 code for a protein of 274 amino acids.